Larimichthys crocea (large yellow croaker) is the source of this 1492-nucleotide messenger RNA. RefSeq lists its product as uncharacterized. Gene Ontology annotation, molecular function: transmembrane signaling receptor activity. The transcript is spliced from 7 exons. The record is from RefSeq and is a predicted model, not a curated record. Gene Ontology annotation, cellular component: external side of plasma membrane. Gene Ontology annotation, biological process: immune response; cell surface receptor signaling pathway. Bases 56 to 853 code for a protein of 265 amino acids. Lineage: Eukaryota; Metazoa; Chordata; Actinopteri; Sciaenidae.
CAUCACGUUUAGUCUUAUUUCAGUCCGAUGCUCUGACAGUCAGCAGCAAGACACCAUGGACGUCACAGCUCUCUGCAUCAGACUGUUGAUGAAGGUGUUGGUGGUGCAGCUUGCACAUGUUCAGAACAGCUACUGUGCUCAAGACAAUGAUGCAGCUUUUCUUCGUGUUCUUCCAAACAGACUGCAGUUUUUUGAAUACGAGUUCAUCUCUUUUAAUUGUGAGUUUGGAGGCUCAGCUGAAUGGAGAGUGAUGAGGACACUCCAGGAAAUCACCCCAACAAACAUUUCUAAUUGGGAAACAUCAGCUGGAUCUGGCACCAUCACUCCGGCCUUUUCAUCAGACAGUGGAGAAUACUGGUGUGAAGAUGGAGAUGGACGUAGAAGCGAUGCUCUCAACAUCUCAGUCACUGCUGGUUCUGUAAUCUUGGAGAGUCCUGUCCAGCCUGUGACUGAGGGAGACCAUGUGACUCUGAAAUGUCAAAAGAAGAAAGAUUCAGGUCAUCCCAUCGCUGAGUACUAUAAAGAUGGCCUCCACAUCAAGACUGUCUAUGAAGGAAACAUGACCAUCUUCAAUGUCUCUGCAUCAGAUGAAGGCUUCUACAAGUGUUACAUAUUUGGAGCUGGAGAGUCACCGGAGAGCUGGCUGGCUGUCAGAGGAUCUUUUGAAGAUGCUCGUGCUGGUCACUCCCCUAAUCUCCUCACCCUGCUUUCACUGCUGACACUGCUGCUGUUGGUGUUGGGAGUCUGCAGGAAACACAAAGAACCAAAAGUGCCCGAAGCAACUACCAAGCCACGUCUACCAGAAGAGAGCGCUGUCUAUUCUACAGUCUACUAUAGGAAACGUGUCUUAUAGGCCACAAGAGCAGGAACACCCAACUGAAGGAAAGAGGAAGUCACACUCUGACUGAGUUCAACAAUGUAAAGCAACACAUUCAUCAUCUCUUCAUUACUGAUGCGGUAUUUUUUAAUGAAUUGAGUAGUGAUGUUAAUUACAUUUUCUGAUUGUUGUUAUGUGUUUCCAUGUGAGUCCAUGUCAUGUCGGAUAACAGGAAAUCACACAACAAACAAAAAAACUUGACUUUUAUGUGAAUAUGAGCAGUUGGCACAUGGAUUUAAAAAGUUGUCAAAGUUGUUUUUGCAGAAACUGAAAAUGCUGCUCUAACACUUUCUAACAGUUGACCUGGAAUGACAGCUCAAACACUGAAAGUCAUAAUCAUGCUGUUUAUAGAGUUUGAAAAGGGUUUCAUGGUCUGGUCGUCUUUGCCUUUGUCACGUCAACUGUGUGUAUUAUUAAGACUGAGCAGCGUGUUGGUUAAACCACGCUGUUCUUUCUGAUCUGUUGACAUGUCUAACGACGCAUUUUAUAAGAACAGCUGCAGCUUUUAGACACACUCACUGUGGUCAACCAGCAACACGAUGCUGUUGAAGCAGACACACAGCAGAGUUCACAUACAUCAUAUUUAUGGUUUCAUUUGCAAACCAUACCACGGAC